Messenger RNA from Pezoporus flaviventris, 1500 nucleotides. RefSeq names its product myeloid associated differentiation marker (gene MYADM). NCBI's taxonomy places the organism in Eukaryota, Metazoa, Chordata, Aves, Psittaciformes, Psittacidae. Gene Ontology annotation, cellular component: membrane. Bases 391 to 1257 code for a protein of 288 amino acids. The record is from RefSeq and is a predicted model, not a curated record. The transcript has a single exon.
AGUAAUCUGGGGGUACAUAUAAGGCUCCUUUGUGGCUUCCGCUGUGGGUGCAGUGUCAGGACGGUGGCACCCAGUGGCUCCCUGUCCCCCCCUGCCUCGGCCCCACCGCAGGGCUCGGAGUCACCGUGAGCACCAACACCCUUCGCCCGGCCCCAUGUUAAUGAUCCACCCGCCUGUGCUGCAGCCAGCAGCCACACUGGUGAGCGCGCGUGGUGUGGAGCUGGAGCUGGUGGAGGUGGCAGCAGAGUCGGGCUCUGCAGCACAGGCAGCUCACGGGGCCAGUGGCUCGCUGCCCCGCGCCACACCCUCCAUCCUGCACCCCAAUAAGAGCAGACGCCAUCAGCACCCACUUCCCAGCACGCGGUGUGGCUGGGAGAACUGGCUGGGACCAUGGCGGUAGCCACGGUGAAUCUCCGCGCUGUCACCUCCUGGGUGGGCAUUGCCCGGCUCUUUGCCAUCGUGUUGUCCUGCAUCGCCUUCAGCUUGGUGGCCUCCACCAGGGACCUUGGGGGUCCCUAUGGGACGUGGUGCAUGUUCACUUGGUGCUUCUGCUUCGCUGUGACACUGCUGGUGGUGCUGCUGGAGCUGCUGGAGCUCUACCCCAAGCUGCCGCUCUCCUGGGAUGACUUCACCUCGGCUUUCUCCAUGCUGGCGACAUUGAUGGUCUUCACCACCUCUGUGAUCUUCCCCUCCACCUUCAUCAUCAGUCCCUGCAGCGGCAGCAAGUGUGCCCGGCAGGCCGUGGCCACCACCGUGUCCUGCCUCUGCUUCCUCGCCUAUGCCAUCGAGGUGGGGCUCACCCGUGCCAAGCCAGGGGACAUCAGCAGCUUCCUCUCCACCGUGCCUGGGCUCCUCAAGGUCUUUGAAGCCUACGUGGCUUGUCUCAUCUUCUCCUUGCUGGAUAGCUUUAGUUCGGAAGCCGGCCUGCAGUGGUGUGUGGCUGUCUACUCCAUCUGCUUCAUCGUCACCCUCCUCAUCAUCAUCUUCACCAUAGGCCGGUGCCUCACCUACAUCCCCUGCCCGCUGGAGAAGAUGCUGGUGGUGUACAACGCCCUGGCCCUGAUGAUGUACAUCACUGCCACCAUCCUCUGGCCCCUCUACAGCUUCAGGGGGAGGAGCCGCCCCCAGAGCUGCGGCAGGAACUGCUGGUGGAACAAGCACCUGGGGGUCACCUUCCUCACCAUCUUCAACCUCAUCGCCUACCUGGUGGACCUGGUCUACUCCACCAAGAUGGUCUUCAUCAGGGCCCCUCCAUAAGGGCUGCAGGUGGCCAUGCUGGGGUGAGGGUGGUGGGAUGCAGCUGGGUGCCAGUGGAGCUGAGGAAGAGGCCGGACACCUCGGAAAGCUCCAUCUCCCCAUGCCAGAGUGGAGAGCCAUGGGUGCUCCAGGGGGUGUGCUCAGCUUGGGGACCCCCAGGCUGCCUGGAGCUGGGGAGAUGCACCAGGGUGCUCCCAGGACCCUGGAGCUGGGGGCUUUGGGAUUAAAUUGGGUCGGUUUUCA